AGUGUUUGUUUCACGUACAGUGUGUGGGUUGUUCGUGUUGUAAUAUAAGCGUUAUCACAGUUUUCUCUUGAGGCGUCAAUUACAUGAGCUCUUUGCUUCAAAUUCAAUGGUUAUCAUCACAGAAGUUAGAGAGCGGACACACCACUUGUUGAUGGAGUUGUUUCUCGGAGCAGGAAGAGAGUAUUGCCAGGCACAACACAAGUAAACUGUCAACAGUUCCACCCUAACUUUGUAUAUAUAUAUAUAUACAAGUGUUUGAUUUGACAAUGUGCAGUAGCUGUAUGGGGUAAAUAGUGGACAUAAUCCUUGGAAAGUGAACAAUGGUGGAGUGUAUGGUGCUAAAAAGAGUGGCUGUGAUCACUGUUAGAAUCGAAGGCUCUUAAUUCAUAUUGUUGUUUUUUUUCUGAUGGUAAUUUGAGAUUUAGCUUAUUUUGUUUUCUCAUUAUUUUUCCAUCUUUAAGUAACAACCUUUUCUUCUGUUCUGUAAUGAACAUUAUGAAACAAAAAACAAUGCGGCCAGCGCCAUCAGAAAUUUCCUUCAAAAAUAUGCGGUUUCUUAUCAUGGACCGACCAACAGAUUCAACUAUUCCUGGCUUUCUAGAGGAAUUAAAGAAACAUAAUGUUAAGGAUCUCGUGAGGGUUUGUGAAGCCACCUACAAGACAGAUUUGUUGGAGCACGAGGGUAUUAAUGUACAUGAUUGGCAGUUUGAUGACGGAUCACCUCCACCAGCUAAGAUAGUUGAAGAUUGGUUUGACUUAUUAAAGACAAGAUUCAAAGAAGAUCCCGAUGUUUGUGUGGGUGUUCACUGUGUAGCUGGCUUAGGGAGGGCUCCAGUUCUUGUGGCCUUGGCACUAAUAGAACUGGGCAUGAAGUAUGAAGAUGCCGUUGAACUCAUUAGACAGAAACGAAGAGGAGCUAUUAACUCCAAGCAACUUUCUUAUCUGGAAAAGUACCGUCCUAAGUCACGAUUGAAGAUUAAAAAUGGACAUAAGCCAUGUAUUAUUCAGUGAAAUCAUUAUCUUCCUCUUAGCCAACCUCAAGUUUUGAUUAGAUUUUAUUUCUGUUUUUAGAAGUUAACGUAACAGAAACGCGUUCUUGUUACGACAUGGCACGGUUGAUAAAUAUAUGUCGCAAGAUGCCAUGUCCGUGCCUGCUUCUACGGGAGUGUAUCAUCUGUUAGAUACUGUGGAACGUCCUGUUGUACUGUGCACCUUUAGAGUGUGAAUACAACUAUCUUGGUAGAAGUUUUUGAUUUCUUUGACAGUUUUUGUCUUCCAUAGUUGACCUUUGUUCAACUGGAAGAAAACACAAACUCUCCUCAUCCUGUGAACUUAUUCUAGCGUAAAACAUUAAAUGCCUCAUACACACUACAUACAAGACUAUGAGACUGUUCUUGUAGCGAUUUAGGGUUUAAAAGCUUAUCUCGGAAAUAAUGAUAAGUCAAGAAAUUGAACUGAUAAUUUUGAUUUUUGUGGUCAGGAUGAAAAAAAAAACGUUUUAUACACAGUGACAUUAGAAGUGAUGUGAAAACAAUAGUCUUGGGAAAAGUGCAAGUCUUUAAAUUCAAGCAUGUAUUAUGUCAUAAAAACAGUUGCAUGCCUGAAAUAAAGAUAAUAUUGUAAAAAAACAAUAAUUUAUUGUGAUACUCCUGAACUUCUGGUUGCCUAUGUUGUCCAACUUUUAUCUCGUAGGGAAUAAUAUAUUUUAACUAUUUUUUUAAUAUAAUUCAAGCCAUUUAUAAAUAAUAUUCAUCAAUAAUUUUGUCUGCUUAUAAAACUGGCAGGAGGAAAUUUUACCAGUGAAAAACUAAGAGGUAACAGUUGUUUGCUGUGAUCUAGUAGAACAAUUAAAUGAUGCAAGUGUAAGAAACGUUAAACACUGAGCUCAAGGAUUGUUCAAGCUCAAUUUUGUUUCUUUGUGAAUAUUUUAUGAUAAUACAUGGAAAUUGAGUCUUUCAAGUAUUGGAUGAGAACUUGGUAUUUAGAGUAUUCACUUAAGAAACAUUUUAAUCCCAGGGAAAAGGUCAUUUAAAUAAAUAUCUUGAUAGCUAUAAAAAAUUAGAUGGAACUGGAUAAAAUACUGAAUCAGAAUACAAUCUUUCUAAAUGAUUCUGUAGGUUAGGUUUGUUUGUUAGAGCUUAUGCUUCUGUUUCUGUAGGAUUACUACAAAACUUGAUUUGUAAAGUGUAUUGCUUUGGUACUUAAUUAAAAAUGUUCUUCUUAGAACAUCUCGAGUUAUUCUUUUUUAAGAUUCUACGAGAAGUUUCGGAUUACUCCUUUCCAGACAAUAUAUCAGUGUUAAUUAACUGUUUCACUAAACUUUUUCAACUUUAUUUUGUGCGACGUGCACAAGAUAGACAAGAAAAAGUUUUCAUUUAGGUGUGUCAGUUUAUUCCAUGUUAUCAUUUAUCCAAAUAAAAUAUAUUCUAUGUAUUGACAAAAAAAUCAAUAUUUUUUUUUUCUAAUAAACCUCUGAAGAAAACAAUCUUUCUUGCUGGUUAAAGACCUUUCGUAUAAUAUUUUAACAUUAAGGUUUUUCCAGCAUGGUAAUGAUCUACUCAAUUGUUUUCAGAGUUCCAAAUUUUCAGUUAGAAAGUUUAGACUGCAACACAAAAAUUAUAACCUAUUUCAACUGCAGAAUGUAAACAUAUUGUAUUCUUAAGGAAAUGUUUUGUUUUAAAUAGUUUUUUCUUUAACCUAGUUAUGAUUACAUAAUUUAAAAGAAAUCUAACUGAUUUGUCAGGAAGGAGAUGGACAGGAAUUAUUUACUCUUGUGUCCUCUAAUAAGUAUUUUUAUAUGUACUCUUGUUUUUAAUCAAAAAAGUAAGUUUAAAAGUAUGAUUGGAUUGUAUCUUUAAUAAAUUUUAAUACUCUCGCCAGUGAAUUGAUUUUAAUAGAAACGGGUGCUUAAUUUAUUGUAAUGAAUUCGAUGUUUAUGGCUCUUUGGAGAAACCAGGUGGGAAUGAAUUCAUAAAAUUUAAUGAUACGUUUGAAGCUUUUUAUUAUUGCAGGAUGCGUAGAUAAUGAGAUGUUUUUUCUUUGGCUGUUGCGAUGAUGAAUGUACAAUACAGUGUUCUUAGUGUCAGUUCUGUAUAGUUGGAUGGCUGUCUACUACACUAGAACAUUUUCAUCCCAAAAACUUACAGAAAGUUUCUUUUUAGAACCUUCCCAAACCCUCACCACUCGUUAUAUUUUGUUACAUAAAAUGAUAGAUGCGUAGUUAUGGAAUUGUAAUUUGGAUUGUAAUUGAUGUAUUUUAAUAAAUCAUAGUUUGCACAAUA
Molecule: messenger RNA, 3281 nt
Organism: Limulus polyphemus (Atlantic horseshoe crab)
Lineage: Eukaryota; Metazoa; Arthropoda; Merostomata; Xiphosura; Limulidae
Product: protein tyrosine phosphatase type IVA 2-like
Exons: 6
Coding region: 487-1011 (174 amino acids)
Biological process (GO): protein dephosphorylation
Cellular component (GO): nucleus
Molecular function (GO): protein tyrosine phosphatase activity
Source: RefSeq, a predicted model, not a curated record